Molecule: messenger RNA, 513 nt
Organism: Psylliodes chrysocephalus
Lineage: Eukaryota; Metazoa; Arthropoda; Insecta; Coleoptera; Chrysomelidae
Source: the annotation of a GenBank genome assembly
AUGGGUAGAUUUUUAAUAAAAACGCAAGAAAAGCCCACGGAGACGAUUACAGAAAAUAAACUGAUGGAAGUUGAUACGCAACCAUCAACAUCAUUUACCACACAGAAAGACGAAAAAAAUGAAAUAACACAAAACACUAUUAUUUUAAGUGAAAGUGACAAUAGUAGUAGGUCAUCUGAUGAAAAAACGAUAAAGAAAAAUAAAUAUAUACAGAAAUUUAAAGACUCAUGGCUUGAAGACAUAAAAUUCAACACAUGGUUAGUGAGAAAUCCAAGGCAACAAGAUCAGCCCUUUUGCAAAUUAUGUUCCAAGGGUAAGAUUAUGGGGAACUACACGAAAAAAAGUAAGAGGAGUCAGUCACCCAAGGAAGUAAUAGAGAAUGCCGUAAAUAGAGUUUUACAUAAUAAUGAAUCGGUUAGAUCAGUGACCAGAGAUGCUAUUUGUCAUGUAACUCUCUCCAGAUAUGUUAGGCGAUUUAGGCAAAACAACAAUAAUGGCAAAGAUACAAGUUAA